AUGUCUGCGGCGCUGGUCAGGAGAGGUCUGGAGCUCAGCGCUGAUGUCUGCGGUUCGUUUGCACUUCCUGGGGGAGCAAACGAGAAGAAGAGCAAAAAGCAGAAGGUGACAAAGAGCAGCUCUUCCAAGAGGUCCUCCAGAGCGCCCCCUGCUGGCCGCCACAGAGCCUCAGCCAAAGACCGGCACGUGAGGAGUGUUCUGGAGGAGGCCAGCCGUGCCCCGAAGGACCACAGCGCACAGACCCUACAGUACUUUCUGCACAGCGUCGCCUCCGCCUCAUCAGACAGCACUGCCAAGAUCGUCCGGCAGAACAGCGGGAGGCAGUCCAAGAGCAGAGCGGGGGCCCCAGCGCAGAAGCCGCAGGAGCCCAAGAGCGUGUUCACCGAGGAGGAGUUCCAGCAGUUCCAGAAGGAAUACUUUGGCAGGGCUGUGGAAGAGCAGUAG
Knipowitschia caucasica is the source of this 444-nucleotide messenger RNA. NCBI's taxonomy places the organism in Eukaryota, Metazoa, Chordata, Actinopteri, Gobiiformes, Gobiidae. The record is from the annotation of a GenBank genome assembly.